Epithele typhae is the source of this 2928-nucleotide messenger RNA. Its product is annotated as glycosyl hydrolases family 31-domain-containing protein. NCBI's taxonomy places the organism in Eukaryota, Fungi, Basidiomycota, Agaricomycetes, Polyporales, Epitheliaceae. The coding region runs from base 1 to 2928 and encodes 975 amino acids. Gene Ontology annotation, molecular function: hydrolase activity, hydrolyzing O-glycosyl compounds; carbohydrate binding. The transcript is spliced from 13 exons. The record is from RefSeq and is a predicted model, not a curated record. Gene Ontology annotation, biological process: carbohydrate metabolic process.
AUGAUCGUGCUCUGGAUCGCGUACUCCAUCAUAUUCUGCGCUGGUGUUGUGGCCAGAGGAUCAUCGUCACUUGAACAACGCGUGGCUGCUCUGAGAAGCCACGAUGACUCCUGGCCAUUGAUGAAUGUGUCUUCGUGUCCCGGAUACACAUUGUCGGAUCUCGAGGAGACUGACGAUGGUGUUUCCGCGCGAUUGACCCUGGCCGGUUCCGCGUGCAACGCCUUCGGUCAUGACGUCGCCAAUCUCACAUUGCGAGUCACCUACGAAACUCAAUCGCGCCUGCAUGUCAACAUCUUCGACACCGCCGAACAGCAGUACACCAUUCCCUCUGACGUCGUCGCCCUUCAGCCCGGCACUGGCGAUGCGAGUUUUAAAAAGAACUCCGAGUUCAAAUUCCACUACGACGAGAAGCCAUUUGCGUUUUGGGUCACUCGUCGGGACGAACCAGACGCGCAGCCCAUCUUCGACACCCGUACCAAGUCGCUUCCUCCAACGCCGAUCCCGCCUGUCAUUGGCAACGACACCCGCACCGCACUUGAUGGCUUCCCCCUUGUUUUCGAGGACCAAUAUCUGCAGAUCACCUCGGCCCUUCCACUCAAUGCCAACAUAUAUGGCCUCGGGGAAGUUCUCGCAAGCUUCGGCUUCAGGCGCGAUAUCGGUCUGGACGGAGGCGUUGGUACGAUACAAACGAUGUGGGCGCGCAACAUUCCCGACCCGAUCGACCAGAACGAGUACGGAUCGCACCCUUUUUACCUCGAGCACCGCUACAACUCGACGACGCGGCGCUCGAAGACACACGGGGUCUUCCAAUUCGGCGCUGCCGGCUCCGACAUUCUCUUGCUCACCCCUCCCUCCUCCCCUGUCUCUCUCGUCGAGUACCGCCUACUCGGUGGCACACUCGACUUCUACUUCUUCUCCGGGCCCAGCCCGCAGAAGGUGAUCGAACAGUACGGCCAGCUCAUCGGGCUGCCCACGUGGCAGCCCGCGUGGGGCUUCGGCUUCCACCUCUGCCGCUGGGGAUACGCCGACGUGAGCGAGACACGCGAGCAGGUGGACAAGAUGCGCGAGGCGAACAUCCCGUUGGAAGUCAUGUGGAACGACAUUGACCUUUACCACGGGCUGCGCGACUUCACGACGGACCCGUCCAGUUACCCGGGCGACGAAGUGGCCGCCUUCAUCGCGACCCUCACUGAAAACAACCAACAUUACAUCCCGAUCGUGGACGCCGCUCUCGCGAAGUUGGUCAACGACUCUGACGUGUACGAUCCUUACACGCGAGGAACCGAGCUGGAUGUGUUCAUGAAGAAUCCAAAUGGGACCGAAUAUCUGGGGCAGAUGUGGCCCGGAUACACCGUUUUCGUGGACUGGUUUGCAAACAACAGUCAACUAGUGUGGAGUGAGGCUAUCGCAAACUGGUCUACCAGCGUCAACUUCUCGGGCAUCUGGCUGGAUGUCAACGAGCCCACUUCCUUCUGCGCUGGCUCAUGUGGUACGGGUGCUAAUCUCUCAGCCGCUACUAUCCCAACGUCUCAUUUCCCUGGGGAGCCGGGAAACAUGGUAACUGAAUAUCCGGAAGGCUACAAUUCGACACUCUGGGGCCCAAGCGGGAACAUUACCAUCAACGGCACCUUGACGUUCGGCAACAACAGUGCGGACUUCCCUGGCGUCACCUUCCCUCCCUCGAAACGGAGCCUGGGCUCUGCCGACUUGCCAGAAGGGGACCUGAACGCGCCCCCGUACGCGAUUCAUAACGGCGACCCAUCCCUCGCAGACAACACGGUCUCCCCAAAUGCAACGCACCAAAACGGCCUCGUCGAGUUCGACGUCCACAACCUGUGGGGUAUGAUGGAAGAGAAGGCGACGCACCUCGCCCUGCUCUCGCUCCGCCCGACCCUCCGUCCAUUCCUCAUCUCACGCUCGACCUUCCCCAGCUCCGGGCACUGGACAGGUCAUUGGCUAGGCGACAACAUCUCCAAGUGGCGGUACAUGUACCUCAGCAUCCAGGGCGUCCUCCAAUUCCAGCUCUUCCAGAUCCCAUUCGUCGGCGCCGACACGUGCGGCUUCCAGGGCAACACGGACGAGGAGCUGUGCGGGCGGUGGAUGCAGCUGUCGGCGUUCAUGCCGUUCUACCGGAACCACAAUGUGCGGAGCGCGCUAAGCCAGGAGCCGUACCGGUGGGACUCGGUCGCGAACGCGUCGCGAACGGCGAUCACGAUUCGGUACAGCAUGCUUCCGUACUGGUACACGCUGUUCGCGAACGCGUCGAUGCACGGAACCCCUCCCGUGCGCGCGCUGUUCUUCGAGUUCCCAGACGAGCCCGAGCUCUUCUCCGUCGACCGCCAGUUCCUCAUCGGCCGCGACAUUCUCGUCACCCCCAUUCUCACGCCCAAUGUGUCCACCGUCGACGGCAUCUUCCCGGGCCAAGGCCGCUCGACCUGGCGCGACUGGUACACGCACGAAGUCCUCAACACCUCCAUCUCCACCAACACCACCCUCCCCGCGCCGCUCGGCCACAUCCCCGUGCACGUCCGCGACGGCGCCGCGCUCCUGCUGCACGCGGCGCCCGCGUACACGAUCGCGGAGACGCGCGCGGGCCCGUACGAGCUGCUCGUCGCGCAGGCGGCGGACGGGUACGCGUUCGGGACGGCGUAUGUGGACGACGGGGAGAGCGUGCCGCCCACGCCGAACUCGACGCUCGUUGUGAAGGCGCGGACGGGGCGGGUGACGGUCGAGCGGGAGGGGACGUUCCGGAUCGAGCAGAGGCUGGAGAGGGUGACGGUGCUCGGGGCGGCGGGCGCGGCGCCGAGGGCGGUGAGGGUGAAUGGGGCGAAGGUGGGGAACUGGACGUUCGAUGCGGGGGUGGAGAGGCUGGUUGUGGGCGGUCUGGGAGUUGAUUUGAACGGGCGCGUGGUGGUGGAGUGGGCUUAG